Molecule: messenger RNA, 1472 nt
Organism: Mus pahari (shrew mouse)
Lineage: Eukaryota; Metazoa; Chordata; Mammalia; Rodentia; Muridae
Gene: Cacybp
Product: calcyclin binding protein
Exons: 6
Coding region: 172-813 (213 amino acids)
Biological process (GO): heart development
Cellular component (GO): nucleus
Molecular function (GO): ubiquitin protein ligase binding; S100 protein binding; tubulin binding
Source: RefSeq, a predicted model, not a curated record
AGCCUCGCGAAGGUUCCAGAGCCGUCUCGUGCGGAGGGCGGGCCGCCGUGUCGCGCCGGGUCGGUGGAGCUCGCUGCCGGCGCUGCGACGCUCGUGGGUGGCGUGUUCGGCUUUUCCUGUCUGCUUUCGUGCACCGCUGCAGCUCCGGCCUCGGGUCCGAAGCGCCACGGCAUGGCUUCCGCUUUGGAGGAGUUGCAAAAAGACCUAGAAGAGGUCAAAGUAUUGCUGGAAAAGUCCACUAGGAAAAGACUACGUGAUGCUCUUACAAGUGAAAAAUCCAAGAGUUUUAUGAUAAGCCAUGUCCUCUUGCUGUUCUAUAAGCAGUUUCCGACAUUCCUGUUCCAUCUUUUUGUUUUGCUAGGAUGGGAUCAGUCAGAUAAGUUUGUGAAAAUCUACAUUACCUUAACUGGAGUUCAUCAGGUUCCCACUGAGAAUGUGCAGGUACACUUCACAGAAAGGUCAUUUGAUCUUUUGGUAAAAAACCUCAAUGGCAAGAAUUACUCCAUGAUUGUGAACAAUCUUUUGAAACCUAUCUCUGUGGAAAGCAGUUCAAAAAAAGUCAAGACUGAUACAGUUAUUAUUCUAUGUAGAAAGAAAGCAGAAAACACAAGAUGGGACUACUUAACACAGGUGGAAAAGGAAUGCAAAGAGAAAGAAAAGCCUUCCUAUGACACUGAGGCAGACCCUAGUGAGGGAUUAAUGAAUGUUCUAAAGAAAAUUUAUGAAGACGGAGACGAUGACAUGAAGCGAACCAUUAAUAAAGCAUGGGUGGAAUCCAGAGAGAAGCAAGCCAGAGAAGACACAGAAUUUUGAGGCUUUUAAAAGUCCUUAUGGGAACUGUGAUGUGGAAUGCUCGUGUUUCCAGUAAGGGUUGAUGUUGAACUGCACAUAUUUGUUCAUGUGGGUAUGUAGUUUUGACAGAUAAAUAUUUACAAAGCCUUUUAAGUAAAGAUAGCAGAUUCUCCAUUUCUUAUUGGAGGAUUUGAUUUAAAUAAAUAAGCUUAUUAAACUGUUUCUUUCAUUAGCACCCCAGACAUUUUGUUUCAGAAAAGGCUAUAUGGCAUUCUUACUGAAAAUGUAAAAAGGAAGUCUUAGCAUAAUGAAAAUGUUAUGUCACAGAUUUUUGUCCUGGCUGGGAGAUAGAACACAGAAGUAUUUGUCUAUCUGUAACUGACAGCAGGUCCCAGUAAUGUAAAAAAUAAAGCAAAAUUUUUGCAUAAAAUUCAAAUUUGUACAUGAAGUUACAAAGUUACUACAGAGCUGUUCCAUUAUUACCAUGUGUUACCAUAUAGUACUAAUUGAUUUAAGUAUACUUACGAAUAUAAAAUUAAACAAUACAAAUGACAAAAGUAGACAAACAUCUUGUGUUGAUAAAUAUACUGUCAUGGUUCAGAUGGCUUAAAAAUAACCAUGAUGCAAAAACUUGAAAACGCCCACUUAUCCCUUUGUUCAAUAAAGUUGGAGUUUUACUU